Messenger RNA from Asterias rubens (European starfish), 6801 nucleotides. Its product is annotated as endoplasmic reticulum metallopeptidase 1-like. The coding region runs from base 17 to 2716 and encodes 899 amino acids. The transcript is spliced from 13 exons. Gene Ontology annotation, molecular function: metalloexopeptidase activity. NCBI's taxonomy places the organism in Eukaryota, Metazoa, Echinodermata, Asteroidea, Forcipulatida, Asteriidae. Gene Ontology annotation, biological process: proteolysis. The record is from RefSeq and is a predicted model, not a curated record.
GCGUCAUACGAAAAAGAUGGGCAAAGAAGAAGGGAGAGACGUAAGGCAGCGCAAUUUGGGGGGUGAAAACCUCCUAAAUGCAACCCAAAAAGGCUUCCAAAAUGGCUCAAAGGAUAGAAAGAUCCCCUCUCGUUACAUUUCGGAGAGGAUUUUUGUGUACAUUUUGCUGUACAUGGGAGUACUUCUGCUCAUUGCCAUGUGGAGUUACCACCGGCUUCCGCUACCGAAGACCGUGGCUGAGCACGGAGGCUCGGGGGAGUUUUUGGAGGAGCGGGCCCGGGCUCACGUCGCUGCCAUCACCAGCCUCGGACCCCGGCCUUCGGGGUCGCGAGCUAACGAAGUUCACUGCGUGGAAUACCUCCUGAAAUCACUGGAAAAGAUCAAGAAAAUGGCCGUGCCUGGUGUCCAUGAAAUUGAAGUUGAUAUAUCCUACCCGGAAGGCUCAUUUACGAUGGAUAUUUGGGGAGGUUUCACGCCAUAUUACAAGAAAAUCACAAAUAUUGUGGCUCGAUUGAGUCCGGGGAAAGAUGUGGUAAGACAAGGCGAGAAUGCCCACGAGCACAGCCUGCUGGUCAACGGACAUUUUGACACCGUGGAAGGAAGCCCUGGUGCAAGUGAUGACGCAACGAGCUGCGGCAUUAUGCUGGAGAUCCUGCAGAAUCUGGCCACAUCAUCUGACCCCGUAAGACACGACAUCAUCUUCCUCUUCAACGGAGCAGAGGAAAACGUCCUUCCAGCGAGCCACGCUUUCAUAACCCAGCAUCCCUGGAGGAAGAACAUUAAAGUCUUUAUUAAUUUGGAGGCGGCGGGCGCUGGCGGGCGGGAGCUUGUCUUCCAGACAGGCCCAGACCAUCCGUGGCUGCUUAGAGCCUACGCUCAGCAUGCUAAGCAUCCCUUCGCUACCGUCAUCGGCCAGGAUGUCUUUCAAGCAGAGUUGAUUCCCUCUGACACAGACUUCAGGAUCUUCAGAGACUUUGGAAAUAUCCCAGGUGUUGACAUUGCCUAUGUGAGCAACGGUUAUGUCUACCACACUAAAUAUGAUAGUCUGGACUCCAUACCGCCAGGAUGCAUACAAAGAGCUGGUGACAACAUCCAAGCCCUCGUUCUCCACCUUGCCAACUCCUCCACACUGCAUCAUGGCAUUGAAGAGGAUCGUCACGGUAGCAUGGUAUUCUUUGAUAUCCAUGGCUUCUACCUGGUGACGUACCCAGCCAGGAUGGGCAUGAUAAUCAACAUGUGUGUGGUCGGAGCCGUCUUUCUCUUCAUCAUCUUUCGACGCAAGCCAGAAUACUCGAGCCGGCUAAUGUAUCUCUCUAAGCUGCUCCGUGCCGUUGGCGUCAUUCUCGCCUCUUACCUCGCCGUCUUAGCGACCUCUGCUUUCAUCAUUCUUCUCCUUACCCUGACCAAUCGUGAGAUGUCCUGGUACGCCCAUCCACCCAUUAUCUUUGGGCUGUAUUGGGCGCCCAGUGUCUACAUGAUGAUCAGAGUGCACCGUUCUCUAGGUGGCAAGCUUCACACGGUGGACACCAAAGCCAACCCGUGGAUCUUGGAGAGCUUAUUCUUUGAUGCUAGCAUGUUGAUCUGGUCCAUGAUGAUUGCUCUCAUGACACUCAAGGGGAUUGGCUCUGCCUACAUGCUCAUGAUCAGCGUUCUCUUUGCUGUACUCGGACGUAGUGUGCUGUGGAAACGGAUGACUUCGUUUCAAGAAGGUACACGGAUGUUGCCAGUGUUCUUGGCGUACGUCUGCUUCACCAUCGUUCCAAUGGGUCUGUGGUUGUACCUCAUGUUAUUAGGGUAUGAGAUCUUCUUACCCAUCAUGGGACGUUCGGGAUCUCUCAUCACUCCAGAGCUCUUCAUUGGACUGCUCACUUUUGUCGUCACCAUCCUCUCAACCAACUUUUUUAUUUGUCUGGUAUAUGCCUGCAAGACGUUGAAGUACACCAGGGCAUUCUUACUCAUGUUGUUCCUGGUCAGUCUUGCCGCUGUCCUGGGGUUGGUUGUCUUUCCUUACUCCGGUGAUCCGCUAAAGCCAGCUCCGAAGAGAAUCCUGCUUGAGCAUAUUUCCCGUACAAAGCACGACCAAUCUGGCGCCGCAGUCCGCCAUGAAUCGUACGUGUCCGUUUUGCCGUUAGACUACUUGGGCAUUUCGCACAUGGAGUCUUACAUUCCAGCGUUGAAGGACGCCCCCAAGGCUGUAUGCGAGAAAGACAUGCCGUACUGUGGCCAUCCUUAUUAUCUACCGCUGUUGCAUGUGUUCAGAGAUCAAUGGAUUCUCCCAGGAGGUGAGCCUCAGAUUGAUGUUGAGACGACGUUUAAGCUCGAUACAAGAAUUAAGAAAGAUGACAGACAGAAUUUGACGUUCACUGUCUCCGGUCCGAGCCACAUCAACCUGUUUGUAUCCUUCAGGGAAGGGGUAGACAUGAUCUCCUGGUCCCUGAGUCCGGAGAAGCCUCUUAAGACUCUGGAUGGGACCGGCAACUGGGUCUACUACAUCUGCUACGGGGGAGGACAGCCAGAGGACAGCUGGAAGUUCUGGAUGGAUAUGAAGGUUCCUACCCAUUUCGAUGAAGCCGAUCCAAUUGUGGAUGUUGGCGUCGCAGGACUCCACUUCACUGAUUUUAAAACGUCCAGGGAGCUGGAAGACUUUAUCCAGCAGCAACCAGACUGGGUCUUCACCAUCCCGUUCCUUGGAGUGUACGACUCGUGGAUCUUCUGAGAAACAAGCGAUGGCGCUGUUUCAUUCUGUCCAUCUGUAACGGAAGAUUUUACCCGCAGAAUGAUUAACUGGGUUGGUCAGGACGGAGAGACAUCAAAAUAAUUAGAUGACCUGUUAACCAGCUAGAGAAAUUAAGCAUUCAAAACAAAAAUCAAUUUAUUUACUAUAAUCUUUGGCAUACAUGUAUAAGCCACCUGGUUGUAUAAGUCGCAAAAGUUUGUGUCAAAGGGAACUUAUACCAGUGUUCCACGCUGCGAUUGAAGUUGUGUAACUUUUGGCAGGGCAUCAAUUUGGUUCUGCAUUGCGGCCCAUACUUUGGUAGGGCAGUCUUAAACUUUCGGAGGGCAAAAACCCAUGUUUGGAGAACACUGGCUUCGUGUGUGAUUUUUCAGUUUUUGGCAGGGAGGUCGAUUACAAAACUGCUUGUUCAUGACAUAAAAAUGGUUCGAGUGGUCAACAGAGAAAUUCAUACUCGAAACGAACAUGGUUUGGGGCGCAACAUUUCGUCAAAACCAUCACAUCACACAGGCCAUGUUUUGCAGGUAUUUGUGUUUUAUUUGAGAGCAAGAGUGUUUUUUUCAUCUAUAAAUAUUUUACAAACAAUCUUUCUUUUAAAAGUCUAUGCUGGUUUUUGUUCUUCAAUAAUAACACGUUGAUGUAUCAGCCACAGUAGUUUUUUAAGGGGCAAAAAUCAAUGUAUAAGCCGCGACUUAUAUGCCAAAGAUUACGGUACUCACAUAGGAGCUGCAGACGAUUUCACGAAACGCAAGGAUUAAUUCUAUCUCGAGUUAGGACGAGUAACUUGUCCUAACGUAGGAUGGGUUCAAUCCGUCCUAAAGUCUAUGAAUACGGAACUUAACACGUCCUAGAUAAGUCCUAAGAUUAAUAAUCCCAAGUUGGGACAAGUUUGGUGAAAUCCACGUCAGGUGACACAUGUUUAUUUUGUAGAUCUCAUUCACUAAGUAGAUGUCUUGUAUAUAGAUGUCCUAUUAACAAUGUGAAUGCAAGGUCUUCUUUGGAAUGCACAAUUACAUUUUGAUGAGCCCUUUAGGCCCAUUAUACACCUGUCAACUGUUGACCCAAUCCCCACCCUUCUACCCUGCAUCCCACACCCUCCCUGUAGUCUGGAUUGUAGAUCAGCACAAUGAUGAGAUUUCCGGACACCAAUGCCGAUGGGUUCAAUGCGCCCUAACGUCUAUGGUUACGGAACUUGACUCGUUCUAAGUCCUAGGAUUAAUCCUAAGUUAGGAAGAGUUUGGUGAAAUCGACGGCUGGCUUCACCAAGAUUCAGCAACUCCUUAGAGCAGCCAUUGGGUACCCUGGAGGGCUUUAGAGAAAGUGGGAAAAGUGAGUAGGGGUCAACAAUUGAUGGCUUAAAGUAGAUUUUGUAUCGGUAUACAUCUCUGAGGUACAAUAAACCAAAGUUUGCACAUGAUUUAUUGCCCAAAAAAGUCAAACAAUUCUGCAUUCAUGCAGGAUUUUUUUAGCUAAAACAAAAUUCUCACAAUACAUUUUUAUUUGGAGUCUGUUUGGGAUAAAUGAUUUAAUAGGGGUGUGUAUUGUCUUUCAGAUAUUUUAAAAGGUUGGUACAAAUAUAUAUUUUGUUUAGAGGGAUGGUACACAAUUGUUCUUUGCGACCAAACAGAGGCUGGAAGAGUAAAAAUAGUCGGGUUACCUUGUUGGUGUAAAAAAAUGGGUUUUGUUAUUUGUAAUUCAGUUAGGGUUAUAGACGGUUUUUUUAAGAUAAUGUACCUACCCUGUAAAAAGAGUAUGUAUUUUGCUCACUUGAGUUUUUAUUGAAUUGUUUUUCCUGGCACUUGGCUCCUACUUUGUUGCCAUGAAUUUAUACAUCUUAAACGUUUAAAAUGUUUUAACAGAUUAAAUGCAAAAGGCUUUAACACUCUGAAAUACUUUAUGCAAAUUGAAUAAUAAAAGAAAUUCUAUGUCAGUUGUUAGCUGAAAGCAGAGAAGUUCUCAAGUAGUAGCUAGAGCUUUGGACGUGGCCUUAAGGCCCGGCUAAAGUCAGUCGCGUGAUGGAAAUCUUGACAUGAUGAUCAUAAAAAACAUUGGGUGCGUUCGUUUAGCUUCCCUGGGUCGAACCUGGUCUGCCCUGGUACGUCCGAAUAGCUUUGACGGGGCUCACCCGGGUCAGCCCCCAGUGCCCUGCUUGUGGAGUGGGUCACUUGGGGGUGACCUGAGGUACAUGCCGUCACCACGAGAGGAUGAGUGUGUUCAUUCGAUUAGCUCUCGUGAGGAGCUCAACCGAGUGAGCACUGCGGGGUCGACCCAGGGAAGCUUAUCGAACGCACCUGAAGUUUAUUUGCCUCAGCGAUGACUAUAAACUGUGUUUUUUAGGAUCGCGCAUCAAGAUUUCGGGACCAUCCCGUCACCAACUAUAAAGCAGUCUUUUAGCUGUGUUCCCACUGGACUUUUUCUUCUGCUGCCACAUGGAAAGUUACAUGACUGUGGCGUAAUUCUACUGUGCAUUCUAACCUGGACUUAUAUUCUGUGCAGUUUGCAUAGCGUUUUACAGCGUGGUCGCAGUAGGUUUACAGCACAGAGCUAAUCCCAUUGGAUUUUUUAGCGGCCCGGCAAGCCCCUAUUAAGUUACCGUUACCGUGUGGAAGUCUUCUGUGACCUCUUUCGGCCUGUUAGUUUUACAUCUCGGUCGCAGUAAAUUGACAGGGAGGUCAGCUUACUGUGCGUCCCCAUUGGAUUAAGUUUGUCAUUGUACAGAAAAGUUGCGGUACUUUCACACAAAAAGUCUAAUGGGAACACCGUUUAAGACCAUUUUUAAUCAACAGUUUUAGCAGUGGCUAUGUCCAGGAAGCCAAAAGGAUAUCAACAGUCUUAGUUGUAGUCGCUUGACUUGGACGCCGCCUAAUAUUCUAAAGUUCAUGUUGCUAUGAAUGAGGUUGAAAUCUUUGUGCCAAGUUAUCUGUUGCAAAUUUGCAAUAUACGCUAUCCUGUUAGUCUUGGUGCAGGACGUUUCUAGUUUUCCUUUGGCCGCACUGUGCGUGAAAGGAAAACGAGAAACGUCUUGCACCAAGACUACUAUCCUGUGCGUGCUCUCAUGCAGAACCAGAAAAUAUUGUGCCACUCUGCGUCCCAGAAAACAACUCAGACAUUUUUCCUAUGCUACUCAUAUUUGUGAGAGAUUAUAGUAAUACACUUUUUCGAUAGACUAUUUACAGUAAAAAUAGAGGUAGAUUUAUGGAUUUAAUGUUUUAAAAUUGCCAAAUUGGAACAACUUAUUCUUUUAUGCUUUGUUAUGAUUUUAUUGCAAAGCAGCAACUUUUAUUAACUUGUGUUGAUUAAGUUAUUAACGUUUUUUAAAAACAUUGCUUUUUGUGAUUGUUAACUUGAGAUAUAUACUUGAUCAAUGUUAAUUAAUAUGUAUAAACUAGUGCAGCUCCCUUUGAAAUUAACAAAGGGAAAGUACCUCGUGGGUUUCCGACAGAUUUAGAUAAUUCUAAUACUCAUUUUUGUCAAGAUUCACAAUUCAACAAGGAAAAAAUUUGAACAAUCCUGAAAACAAUGGUCAAUUUUAGGUUUUUAGUACUCGACUUUGACAGUAAUUCAGACGGUAGUUGUUCUCUGAAUGAUUAAUACUUUAUAAUUAAUAAGUUUAUAGGAUGAAAUUUGUUGAUAAUUACAAAUCAUGUACUUUUUUGCAAGUACUCAAGAAGCAAAUAUCGUUAGAUCUUGAAUAUUAACCACACUGCCACAAUCUUGGUCAUGUUUCCCGUGUUCUCAGGGGAAACACAGAGAGUCUUUAGACCAGUCAGGGGAUCAGACUAUUUUUUCUCCAUUCCUGUUUUGGCUGUAUUGAUUUCAAUGAUGGGGGAAAAAAAGAAAGAUGGCUACCCCACUAGAAAUGUCUAAAGCUAUUGCAACUUGAAGAAUGCCAGUUAUUGUGUUUAUGUGCAAUUAACAAUCACCAUUGACACUUAUGUGAUUUAAAAUAUUUAAAAAAAAUUUCACCAGUUGUUAAAGUAUAAUUUGCGUUUUAAUUAAUAGAUAGAUGCUUUGCAAUAAAGCAAUAAAAAUGUUGGAUACAACCGAGAGGGGUUAUUGCUUUGAAA